Molecule: messenger RNA, 3807 nt
Organism: Siniperca chuatsi (mandarin fish)
Lineage: Eukaryota; Metazoa; Chordata; Actinopteri; Centrarchiformes; Sinipercidae
Gene: pank4
Product: pantothenate kinase 4 (inactive)
Biological process (GO): coenzyme A biosynthetic process
Cellular component (GO): cytosol; nucleus
Molecular function (GO): pantothenate kinase activity; ATP binding
Source: RefSeq, a predicted model, not a curated record
CCUCCGGCUGUACGUGGAUGCUGAUUGGACGACGGGGGGCACGCACUCACGCACGCACUCCACGCACGCAGCGUCAAAAUCGUUGUCGACCAUGGCGGAAUGUGUUCGACUUGACAGCAGCACAAGUAGUCAUACCAUGGAUAAAAGCAUCACUCUGCCGCCCGACGAAAUAUUCCGCAAUUUGGAAAACGCAAAGCGGUUCGCAAUAGACAUAGGUGGAUCUCUCACAAAGCUUGCCUACUACUCAACUGUGCAACACAAAGUGGCCAAAGUACGAUCUUUCGACCACGCUACAAAGGAGUCUACCAGUGACAAGCUCUAUGAAAUAUCUGUGCAGGAAGAGGUCACUGCACGCCUGCACUUUAUCAAGUUUGAAAAUGCUUACAUCGAAACAUGCUUGGACUUCAUCAAAGACCAUCUGGUCAACACGGAAACCAAAGUUAUCAAAGCCACAGGUGGAGGGGCACACAAGUUCAAAGAACUCAUUGAGAGGAAACUCGGACUCAAAGUGGACAAAGAGGACGAGAUGACCUGCCUCAUCAAGGGCUGUAACUUCGUGCUGAAGAACAUACCACACGAGGCUUUCGUGUACGCCAAGCACGCUGACUCAGAGUUCCGCUUUCAGACGACUCAACCAGACAUCUUCCCUUACCUGCUCGUGAACAUCGGCUCUGGGGUGUCCAUAGUCAAGGUUGAAUCAGAGGACAAAUUUGAGCGAAUAGGAGGAAGCUCAAUAGGUGGAGGGACGUUCUGGGGCCUUGGAGCCUUGCUCACCAAAACAAAGAGAUUUGACGAGUUGCUACAGUUGGCUUCAAAAGGGCAGCACACAAGUGUCGAUAUGCUUGUCAAAGAUAUCUAUGGAGGAUCUUAUGGGUCUUUGGGCAUGACUGGAGAUCUUAUUGCGAGCAGUUUUGGAAAGUCUGCUACUGCUGAUAAAGAGUUCUCUAAAGAAGACAUGGCCAAGAGCUUACUCCAUAUGAUCAGCAACGACAUCGGGCAGCUGGCCUGUCUGUAUGCCAAGCUGCACAACCUGUCCAGAGUGUACUUUGGAGGCUUUUUCAUUAGAGGACACCCUGUCACCAUGCACACAAUCACCUACAGCAUCAACUUCUUCACCAAGGGUGAAGUUCAGGCCUUGUUCCUAAGACAUGAAGGCUAUCUCGGAGCCAUUGGAGCUUUUCUUAAAGGAGCAGAGGAGGACAAUCCAAACCAGUACAGUUGGGGUGAGAAUUAUGCUGGAAGCUCAGGCCUGAUGAGCGUUUCUCCAGAUAUGAAUCCCAUGCAACGUGCACGUAGUGGAACGUUUGACAUGUUGGAGAUGGACCGUCUUGAGAGGCAGCUGGUGAAUCUGCCUCUGCUGCAGGACCCUUCAUCUUACAUCCCCGACACUAUGGACCUCACAGAGGACGCUCUGGCCCGUGAAUACUGGCUCUACUGCUUUGAAGAGGCCCUAGAUGGGGUGGUUAAGAGAGCUGUAGCGAGCCAGCCUGACAUGCCAGAGGCAGCGGAGCGAGCUGAGAAGUUCCGUCAGAAAUACAGACACAAGCUUCAGACCCUCCGUCACCAGCCUUUUGCUUAUGGAUCCCUCACUGUCAGAAGUCUGUUAGACACGAGGGAACACUGUUUAAACGAGUUCAACUUUCCUGAUCCCUACUCUAAGAUUAAACAAAAGGAGAAUGACAUGGCUCUCAAGUACUACCAGAAGGCAGUGAAAUCCCUGGAGGAGUUGAGCUGGGAGGAGAGACAGUUUGCCCUGGUCAGGGGCGUACUGGCUGGGAAUGUCUUCGACUGGGGAGCCAAGGCCGUGUCGGAUGUCCUCGAAUCUGAUCCUGAGUUUGGGUUUGAGGAGGCUAAACGACAGUUGGAAGAGCGCCCAUGGCUUGUUGAUUCCUAUGACCAGUGGCUUGAGAGACUAAAGGGUCCUCCUCAUAAGUGUGCCUUGUUUUUCGUAGAUAAUAGUGGAGUAGACAUCAUUCUAGGGGUGAUGCCAUUUGUCAGAGAGCUUCUCUCUCGAGGAACAGAGGUCGUGUUGGCCAGCAACUCUGCUCCGGCUUUGAAUGACGUAACGAAUAGUGAACUGCAAAUAUUGACCGAAAGAAUCUCUGCUAUGGAUCCAGUGAUCCAGGCUGGUCUGAGGGAGGACAGGUUGACGUUGGUCCAGAGUGGUUCCACUUCACCCUGUCUGGAUCUGAGUCGUCUGGACAAAGUACUGGCGAUGGUGGUGCGGGAGCGACAAACCGACCUGGUUAUCAUCGAGGGAAUGGGCCGAGCCAUUCACACCAACUACUACGCCAUGCUCAGCUGCGAGAGCCUCAAAAUGGCCGUCAUCAAGAACUCGUGGCUGGCCGACCGUCUGGGAGGAAAGCUGUUCAGCGUGGUCUUCAAGUACGAGGUACCGACUGGAAAGCCCAGCCAGCACUCUGCAGCGCUGACGCCCUCAUGAGCACGACAGAGCUCGAGUUUGAACAGGACAGAACACAGAAGUCGAGCGACCAGAAUGGCUCUGAAUGUAAGGAUGAUGAUCGUAUACUGCCACUAAGUGAAUGACUGAUGCAAAGCUGAUUGUAAAAUUUAGGCUGGUUUUAAAGGUAAUCGUUAACAGGGAGGAUUUACAUUUGAUUUUAAAACAUUGUUGAUUUUAGUGCUGGUUUCAUGAACAUGGUUUACAUUGCUUUCUUGCAGGUCUCUGUCCAACAUCCUGUACAAUCACUUAGUUUGCUUCCAUCAUUACUGCCUAUUGAUCUCAUUCAGCAUCUGGAGUUUGUUUUCAUGUGAAGUCACUGGCUGUGUUCAGUAAACUUACACAGACUAUUUUGACAGAUGAUCAAAAGCUUCUAGAAAUGAAUGAAAAACAAAAGUUUAUUUAAUUUUUUUUUUUGCAUCAGUCAUUGACAUGCUGCCAACACAUGAUUGAGCACCCAUAUGGGUACAAGGGUGGUGUGUGUUUGUGUGUUACACCUGAGGUGGAAGCACCACGAAGUGCCCCGAAGCGCUGUUGCUUCCUUUCGGCGCCCAUGUUAACAAAUUGGGCUGUUCAGACAGAGUGCGCCGCAGCGCGGAGCUCCGUGGUCAGCAGCGAUGGUUUUGGCAUCUGGUCUAUUUUUUUCUGAGAAUCUGACAAGAAAACACACUGAUAAUCUAUUAAAAAUGAUACAAAUUGAUAUUAUAUAUGAUAUGAAUGAUCUGAUUAUGAUAAAUAAUCAUAAUAAUCCCAUGCUUGCCAACUCUUUAGAUUUCUCUGCCCCUCUCUCUGCUGUUCUCCUGGAGUGAUUCUUUUUUUUUCCGCCACGUGAUGAAAUAUCAAGAUCUGCCCAUCCACUACAUUUAUUAGAAAUAGUAAAAUUAGUAAAUUACGUAGGCUACUUAUUCCACAUAUUUGUCAGUUGUCUCUAAACAGAGAGACAGGCAGGCCUGUGUGUGUGUUUGCGCCCCUCCCCGCAGAUCAUCACACAAGGCGAUCCUUUUAAUUUUAUUGUUGCAGAAGAAGCGCCGUCCCACAGAAACACAUUAAAAGCUUUAAGUUAUAAAUUCAUAAGGUUAUUAUAAAGAUCAGCUCUUUAUUGUGAUUAGAAAAGAGCAGAGGAGCAGAAUUGCUUGUUGACCGGCACGGAGAAAUGCACUUCUGGCCAGGCUACUGCUCACAGGAGAAAUGACCUAGCGUUUCGCAGCGGUUCCGCCUCCUGUGUGUGCACAGCGUUAGAGAGAGAGCUGCAGCAGUUAUUACAGCUUUGAGCGGUAACACUUUUUACAUAAAGUGUAUUUAAUGUGCCUUGAAGCUGCUUUAAAAACUUUUUUUUUUUUUUUUUU